This is a messenger RNA of Pistacia vera, 537 nucleotides long. RefSeq lists its product as uncharacterized. Lineage: Eukaryota; Viridiplantae; Streptophyta; Magnoliopsida; Sapindales; Anacardiaceae. The transcript is spliced from 2 exons. Bases 229 to 537 code for a protein of 102 amino acids. The record is from RefSeq and is a predicted model, not a curated record.
CUACAAUUGGAGCUUAAUAAUGACGCCAACGCAUAAAAGCGACGUCACUCUAUGACAUUGUUUUUCUCUGACACUGAACUUUCUUACAAGUUACAAGUCACUGUCGAGUUUCAUAAGCUAGAGCUAGAAUAGCUCAAAUCGUCCACCGUCUCGCUUCACGGCGAACGUUCUCUUUCGCUUCCACAACCGCCGAAAACCGGUGAGGAGUUCGGGCCUUGAGGUGAAAGAAUGGAAGGUGUGGGGUCAAGAUUGGGCCGGGCCUCGGCCCGGUACGGCCCGACGCAAGCGGUGUUCAACGGGCCGGUGAGGAGGUGGAAGAAGAAGUGGGUACACGUGUCAUCAUCACCAUCGUCGUCGUCGUCAGUGAGUCAGUCCAACGGCCACAGUAAGAACAGCACCAACAACGGUUCUCCUCUCCUGCUCUGUAAGUGGACGCCACUCUCCUCGAACCCCUCGGAUAAGGGCGGAGCUCCGCCGGAAGAACCGCCGAAGCGACGGUUUCGGUACACUCCUGUAAGUGCAUGCUUGUUUAAGUAG